Geodia barretti is the source of this 210-nucleotide messenger RNA. The record is from the annotation of a GenBank genome assembly. Lineage: Eukaryota; Metazoa; Porifera; Demospongiae; Tetractinellida; Geodiidae.
AUGGAUAAAACGAAAUUGAAAAUCGAUGGAAUGUCCUGUCAACAUUGCGUCAAAACGGUAACCGAUGCACUCACAGAACUUCCGGGCGUUCGGCGUGCGAAGGUAAACUUACGCAAAGCCGAGGCUGUCGUUCAUUUCGAUGCCUCGCGCGUUACCCCAGCAAAUCUCACAGAGGCGAUAACCGCAGUGGGUUUUAAGGUUUUUGAAUAA